UUACAGUCCUAGAGGCAACUGGCAAGACUUCCAUUGCAUUAGCUAUACCUAUAUCUGAAAGUCAAACGCCGUCGUAAUACAGUCGGACCGCCACUCCGUCAGAACAUACAUAGACCGAAUUCCGACGAAAAAACAGGCAGCAGGCAGCAGGCAGCAACUCUUAGCCAUUAAAGUCUGAUAUAAAAUUCGAUUGUUCAAUCUCCCUGUUUGCGUGCGCGUGUGUUAAUAAAGCCAGAAGAGAGUGGAGAUGAAUCGCAGUCGAGCAUGAUCAAAUGGUCCUCUGUCGAGCUAUCAUCAUCCAUCUCUCUUUCCCGCAACUUCCGGAGAAGUAGAGGAGGGGGGGAGUGAAAGAGAAAGCGGAGAGCACAGAUAUAUAAAACUCCUUGAUGGGUAUUGUAACAGGGCAGAGAGGUUCUAGAACAGGGACAACCCAAGAAGGAGUAGUUGUUGGUGGGGUUUCAUCUACCAACAAUAGGAAGAGAUGGUCCAAUCUGAUGCCUAUCGUUGUCGUCCUUGUCGUCGUUGCCGAGAUCUCUUUCCUGGGUCGCCUUGACAUGGCGAAGAACGCUGCCAUGGUUAACACUUGGACCAAUUCCUUCUACUCGGCCUCAACACGUGAGGAACCAGUGAAACACCAGGAUGAGACUACCAUGGGUGUCUUGGAUCUUGACAACAACAGAGGAAAGGAGAGUUGCGAGGACUGGUUGGAGCGUGAAGACGCUGUAAGCUACUCCAGAGACUUUGACAAGGACCCCAUCUUGGUUUCUGGUGCUGAAAAGGAGUGGAAUUCUUGUUCUGUUGGAUGUAAGUUUGGGUAUCAAUUUGGGUCAGAUAAGAAGCCUGAUGCUGCAUUCGGUUUAGUUCAAGAUGGUGCAAUUGCUAGUAUUCUUCGGUCCAUGGAAUCCUCUCACUACUACUCAGAAAACAACAUUGCUCAGGCACGACGGAGGGGAUAUAGUGUUGUAAUGACAACAAGUCUCUCUUCAGAUGUUCCUGUUGGUUAUUUUUCAUGGGCUGAGUAUGAAAUCAUGGCACCAUUGCAACCAAAGACUGAAAAUGCCCUUGCAGCUGCCUUCAUUUCUAACUGUGGGGCUCGCAACUUCCGUUUACAGGCCCUUGAGGAGCUAGAAAAAGAGAACAUUAAGAUAGAUUCUUAUGGUGGCUGUCAUAGGAACCGUGAUGGAAGAGUGGACAAAGUAGAGACCCUGAAGCGCUACAAAUUUAGCUUGGCUUUUGAGAAUUCUAACGAGGAGGAUUAUGUGACGGAGAAAUUUUUCCAAUCUUUGGUUGCUGGCACUGUCCCCGUGGUUGUUGGUGCUCCAAAUAUUGAAGAGUUUGCACCUUCUACUGGCUCAAUUUUACAUAUUAAGGAGUUGAGCAAUGUCCCUUCUGUUGCCAAGGCCAUGAAAUACCUGGCAGAAAAUCCUGAUGCAUAUAAUCAAUCAUUAAGGUGGAAAUACGAUGGUCCAUCUGAUUCCUUCAAGGCUCUAGUAGAUAUGGCUGCAGUUCACUCAUCCUGCCGUCUUUGCAUUCACCUUGCAACAAAAAUCCAGGAAAGUGAGGAAAAGAAUCCACAAUUUCAGAAACGUCCAUGUAAGUGCACCAGAGGUUCUGAAACCGUCUAUCAUCUAUAUGUAAGAGAAAGAGGGAGGUUCAAAAUGGAUUCUAUUUUUUUGAGGUCCAACAAUUUGACCCAGGGUGCUUUGGAAUAUGCAAUUCUCAAAAAAUUCAAGUCCCUGAAUCAUGUACCCAUCUGGAAACAGGAAAGACCUGAAAGCAUUAGAGGGGAUGAACUUAAAAUUUAUAGAAUCUAUCCUGUUGGGAUGACCCAGAGGAAAGCUUUGUACACCUUCAAAUUCAAGGGGGACUCUGAUCUUAGGAAAUAUGUGAAAAGCAAUCCAUGUGCGAAAUUUGAAGUCAUAUUCGUGUAGGGAGAGCCCUCGGUUGUCUGGCGUCAAUACACUGUCUCCUGUAUUAUAUUCUAUCAUGAAACACUCUUGCUUCCUCGGAGGAAAGUUUUGCAGGGUCGUUAGGCCAUAGGGUUUGGUGUUCUCCUGCUUCUUCCUCUUUGUAAUCAUUGUCUUCAGGAUUCCGUUUUUCUUUUCUUUUUUU
Molecule: messenger RNA, 2112 nt
Organism: Nelumbo nucifera (sacred lotus)
Lineage: Eukaryota; Viridiplantae; Streptophyta; Magnoliopsida; Proteales; Nelumbonaceae
Product: glycoprotein 3-alpha-L-fucosyltransferase FUT11-like
Cellular component (GO): membrane
Molecular function (GO): fucosyltransferase activity
Source: RefSeq, a predicted model, not a curated record